AGUGUACUCACGUUUACCAUUUCAAUGACAGUUGACUGAAAAAACAAGGAACAGCAGUCUGGAUUAAAAACCGUACUGUCGUAGACAUAUGUAUUUCUAAAAAUGUUUUACGAUAUAAUUUUUGAAACAGGAAGGGUUCUCUGAACUCUUUGGUAAUCAAGUUAAUCAGUGAACUCCAAGUAUGGAUGGAAAAUCCACAAGCUCGUUGUUUCGCUAUCCCACGUCCUUCUGCGUUUACGCAUUGCUGACACUGAUGGUAUUGUUAAUUCUCAUUUUAAACAUUGCACAAAUCAAGAAUCAUAAUGCUUCAAUAGAUGAGUCAAACCAGAACUGGAGGAUUUACCCACUUCCCAAACUUAACUCCAGAGAGAAGCAACAAAUGCAGCCCAAGAGGGAUCUCUGGACAGAAAGACUGGUGCAAUGUGGCUACCAGAAUCACAGCUUCACCCCUGAAGAAAGAUCAGAGGGAACGUUCCUUAUGAAAAUGAUCGAAUGGCCAAAACCACCCAACUCUGCUGUGCCCUUUCAGAAAAGCAGCAACCCAGCAUACAGUCCCUUUGUAAUUUUAAAUUCUGCAAAGACUUUCUAUGUGGGGGAUCAGUUUCAAGUGAUGCUGCAGAUGUAUGAUUUUGAUGGUCACCCAAAGCGAUAUGGGGGUGACUAUCUCCAAGCUCGGAUCCACACCCCAGCUUUAAAAGCUGGUUCAGCAGGAACAGUUAUAGACAACCAAAAUGGAUUUUACUAUAUCAAUUUUAACUUAUCUUGGCCGGGAAAAGUUGAAGUCUCUGUUUUACUGGUUCAUCCCAGUGAAGGGAUCCAAGUACUUAAAAGACUACGUGAGGAACGGCCAGAGAGAGUAUAUUUUAAAAGUACCUUCAAAUCAGGAGCUGUCUCCGAGACCACUGUGUGUAAUCUUUGUUUGUCUCAAUCGCAACCAUUCUGUAACUUUACUGAUGUCAGGACUGGGGAGCCUUGGUUCUGUUACAAACCAAAGGAGCUUCCCUGCUCUGCUCGUAUCAACCAUAUUAUGGCGGGCUAUGAGCAGAACCUUUUAGAAGGAGAAGAAGGUCAUUAUUUCCAAAGUCAGGUCAAUGUCAAGAAGCCCAUAUUGCCCAGUGGCCUGGCUCAUGUAACUGUAAAGCCUUCACCCCAUGCAGGUAAAGAUCUCAGAGAAUGUGUCCCCGGCAAGUCGUUGCUUUCACCAGCUGGAUUUUAUUAUCAGGACAAAUGGAUGUCAACAAGCUGUAACAUCCGACGUUUUGACACUCCUGUAGUUAUCACAGACUGUCUCCGUGGGAAAAAUGUUUAUAUUCUUGGAGAUUCUACUAUCCGCCAGUGGUUUGAAUAUUUGACUGAAUUUGUGUCAGGUCUGAGGAAGUUUGAUCUUGGCAAUCUGAGAAAGGCGGGGCCACAUCUCGCUUUGGAUAUAGACAACAAGAUCAAGAUGGAAUACUAUGCUCAUGGAACACCGAUCCGAAUCCUCCCCGUUUCAAAUCAGGAUCUGCCAUUCAUCGCAAAUAAACUGGAUGAGAUUAAAGGUGGAAAGAACACUGUUAUAGCCUUCACCAUUUGGUGUCAUUUCAACACUUUCCCAGUUGAACCAUACAUCCGCAGGCUCCAGAACAUCCGCAGGUCAAUUCUACGAUUGCUGGAAAGGAGCCCAGAUACACUGGUUGUAAUAAAGACUGCCAAUGUCCAGGCCCUUCCGCGGGACGUCAGUCUCUACAACAGUGACUGGUAUUCCUAUCAACUUGACUUAGUGAUGAGAAAGAUGUUUGAGGGCAUCAACGUGGCAUUUGUGGAUGCCUGGGAGAUGACAAUAGCACAUUACCUACCUCAUGAAUUACAUCCCAAAAGCAUCAUUAUAAAGAAUGAAAUAGAAGUAUUUCUUUCAUAUGUGUGUCCAUUGUAAAAGUGUUAAAUGUCAUUUUAAAUUUGUUUCAAUAAUUUUCAGUUAUCAUGAAAUUUCAAUUGAUUUAAAGUACAAUAAAAAAUUACAAUGCCAUCAAAACU
Chiloscyllium plagiosum (whitespotted bambooshark) is the source of this 2013-nucleotide messenger RNA. Its product is annotated as NXPE family member 3-like. The record is from RefSeq and is a predicted model, not a curated record. NCBI's taxonomy places the organism in Eukaryota, Metazoa, Chordata, Chondrichthyes, Orectolobiformes, Hemiscylliidae.